Molecule: messenger RNA, 1425 nt
Organism: Nyctereutes procyonoides (raccoon dog)
Lineage: Eukaryota; Metazoa; Chordata; Mammalia; Carnivora; Canidae
Product: interferon-induced protein with tetratricopeptide repeats 1B-like
Biological process (GO): defense response to virus
Cellular component (GO): cytosol
Molecular function (GO): protein binding; RNA binding
Source: RefSeq, a predicted model, not a curated record
AUGCCCUUCAGGGGUACCAAUGCCAAAACACCUGAAACAAACGCAAGCCUGGCUGGACCGCAUGUUAUUGAAGAGAGCCUGGUUCAACUGAGAUGUCACUUUGCAUGGGAGUUGCUAUUUGAAGACACUGAAAUGCCUGAUUUAGAAAACAAGAUCUUUUUCCUAUUUUCUAAACAAACUACUGGCCUAUGUGAAAUAUCUGAAAACCAGGAAGCCCUGGAAAGCCUGAAGAAAGCCGAGGACCUAAUCCAGCAGGAACAUGACAUCCAAUCAGAUGUGAGAAGUCUGGUCACAUGGGGCAACUAUGCCUGGCUGUAUUACCACAUGGGCAGACUGGCAGAGGCCCAGGCUUACCUGGACAAGGUGGAAAACACUUGCAUGAAGUUUGCAGCUUCCUCCUGCUAUAGGAUGGAGUGUCCCCAGAUGGACGGCGAGGAGGGCUGGGCCUUGCUGAAAUGUGGAAGGAAGAACUAUGAUCGGGCCAAGGCCUGCUUUGAGAAGGCUCUGGCAGAGGACCCUGAAAACCCUGAAUUCAGCACCGGGUAUGCAAUCACCAUGUACCGCCUAGACAGCUUUAACAUGACUACAGAGGCUAGUGAGGCAUUCUGCCUGCAGCCCCUAAAAGAGGCCAUCAGGCUAAAUCCAAAAGAUGUGUAUAUUAAGGCUCUCCUUGCCCUGAAACUUCAGGACCUGGGACAAGAAGCUGACGGAGAAAAGUACAUUGAAGAAGCACUGAACAACACAUCCUCCCAGACCUAUGUCUUUCGAUACGCCGGCAAGUUUUACCGUAGGAAAGGCUGUCUGGAUAAAGCUCUUCAGCUCCUAAAAAUGGCCCAGCAGGCAACACCCUCCUCUGCCUUCCUGCAUCACCAGAUAGGGCUUUGCUACAAGGCAUUCAUGAUCAAAAUAAAGAGAGCUGCAAACUGGCAGCGCAGAGGUCAGGAUAGAGAAAAUGUCCACAGACUGGUUCACUUGGCUAUAUAUGAAAUUGAAAAGGCUUUGAUGUUAAGGCCCACAUUUAAGUUUGCUUAUAUUGAACUGGCCGGCAUGUAUGCAGAAAUGGGGCAAUACACAAAGGCUGAGGACACUUUUCAGAAAGUGCUGUACAUGAAGAACAUUGACGAUCAUCUACAGCAACAGAUUCAUUACCAUUAUGGCCAUUUCCAAGAACAGGACAAGGAAUCUGCAGAUAAAGCAGUCACCCAUUACUUAAAAGGUCUCAAAAUCAAAACAACCUCCCGCACCAGGGAGAAGAUUCUUACUACCUUAGAGAAGUUGGCUAAAAGAUGUGUUCAUCAGAACGUACAUAUGGUGGAAAGUUUCAGCAUCCCUGGGUUCAUCCACAAGUUGAAAAGGGGGAGCAAAGCCCUGGAGUGUUAUGAGAAGGCUAUUAGCCUGGUUGCUGACUUCAACAGGGUGAUUUGA